AUGUAUUUAAAAACUAUAUCGGUGCUCUAUUUAAAGACUAUAUCGCUAUUUUUAAGCGAUAUUAUCCAUGGCGAGGCGAUUUCGGAAGACUGUAAGUAUACUGUAAUUUUGCAAAAAAAAUGACAAAAAUUGUCAUCCAUUUGUCACAAAUAAGAUUGAUUUACAGUUUUCAAGACCGGGAAUGAGUUAUAUUGCGAUGAUGACGACGAGGAGCACAAUUAUUUGAACCUUUCCCAAAGAUCCAAUUGGAAGCCAAAUUUUCAAAUUGAUUGGGCUAUUAUGUGCUAUGGAGCGACUGGCCGGGACAAAGAGCUCCCACUUGAGGCUCUAAAGAGUAUUUACUCCCAAUCGGCGAAGAAUCUGCGCAAGGCGGCGCCCAAGUUGAAUGAGGUCGAGUUUUGGCAUUCGCAGACCUUCGAUGCCACAAAUUCAACGGAAGAAGAGGUGAGGAAGUCGAUGUUUAGACAAAUACUAACUUAGUAGAGCUUAUAUUUAUUUUCUAACGCAUUUAAGUUCAAUUUGAAUUAAUGCACAGUGCGAAAUCAAAGAAAAUUUGUUGCACAGUGCAAAAUUCACAUAAGUUAAAAUUUCUUUUUGAAAUACAGUAACCUAGAAAUUUAAAACACGCCAAGAUUAUCUUUAUGUCUUCUAAAAUACACAUGGCCAUUCAAUUUUGCCAAAAUUUUUCAAUGCACUGUGCGAUAACAAAUUGUUUGUUUGUUGCACAGUGCAGCGUUAAAAAAAGUGACGUUGCACGGUGCAUCUUUGAAAUUCUUUGAUGACUGUUUAUGUAGUGAUCAAAGAUCAGUCUCAAGAGUAGAAUAAACCUAUAGCUGCAUUGAAAGACUCUUUCCGCACUGUGCGAAAAAGCAAUUUAUUUUCGCCGCACAGUGACGCCACAAAUUCACCUUUGACGCCACAAAUUCAACUGAAGAAGGUAUUUUAUGUCAGUAGUAAGUGGAUAAGGUCUGAAUUAAAUUUUAAACAUUUUUAAAAUCAAUUUGAGUCGUCGCACAGUGCGAAAUCGAGGAAAAAGUCAUUGCACAGUGCAAAAUUAAAAGAAAUCAAAAUUUCUUGCACAGUACGGUGUAAAAUACGUUUUCUUUUGGGAAAAAUAAUCUUUACAGUGUCUAAAAUAUUCCUCGCUAUCAGAUUUUGCGACAACUUUUACCUAUGUGGUACUGUAAGCAAUUCGGUUUUCCUUGCACCGUGCAAUUUUCAGAAAAAUUGAAAUUUCGCUCGCAGCUGAAAUUUUUUUGAUGUCUGCUUUUAUGACAUGUUAAUAAUCAUUUUUAAGCGUACUAUAGACUACUUUUAUUUUGAAAAUGCUUCUUGCGCACUGUGCAAAAAACAAAGUUCGAAUUUUUGCACGGUGCAAACAAAAUUUGAGACAAAACUGCACUGUGCGGACAUUUUUUUGAGUUUUAAAAUUUCGAAAUGACAAAAAAGUUUUUAAAAUACGAAUUAAUGAAUAAAGUCACAAUUUUUUCAGAUAAUUCACCUUUUCCGGAGCCAAUUUCUCCGCUCCACGGCCGAAGCUGAAUUGAUCGCAAAUUCCGCGACAGCUCAACGUUUCACCGUCUCCAAAAUCGUGGCCCAAUAUUUGAUCCAAGUCAGGGAUUGUGAUCACAGCGAUUCCGCCCGCUGCAACGAUCCAAUGGGCAUUUUGAGACGUGCUUUUCGCUAUUUGAAGCCCAAGAUCUCGCAUUUUGAGGCGUUCUUGCAGCGAAAGUUGAGUGGAAAUGUGGAAUUCGACUUUUUCGCAACUUAUCUGGCCACAGUCCGCAAUCACCGCGUCUUCUCCGGACUGAUGGGCUCGAGUUUCGCACAAGGCGAGGAGAGUUUCGCGCAAUUUGAGCUGUUGCGACGGAUUUUUUCCGACGAUGACAAAAAACUACGGUGA
Molecule: messenger RNA, 1903 nt
Organism: Bursaphelenchus xylophilus (pine wood nematode)
Lineage: Eukaryota; Metazoa; Nematoda; Chromadorea; Rhabditida; Aphelenchoididae
Source: the annotation of a GenBank genome assembly